Messenger RNA from Propithecus coquereli (Coquerel's sifaka), 1743 nucleotides. RefSeq names its product lysosomal protein transmembrane 4 alpha (gene LAPTM4A). Gene Ontology annotation, cellular component: lysosomal membrane. Bases 525 to 1226 code for a protein of 233 amino acids. The transcript has 7 exons. The record is from RefSeq and is a predicted model, not a curated record. Lineage: Eukaryota; Metazoa; Chordata; Mammalia; Primates; Indriidae.
CAGUACGUGGCAAAGACAUCGCUCAGAAAAGUCCCUCGUGCCCGCUUUCUGCCUUCCACUCCACCUCGUUUCUCCCUUUCCUAUUAAAUGCCUCUUUUUUUGCCGAUCGCAUCUCGAGGAUGCUGAACUUCCCGGCCCUCCUCAUCCCAAACCAUCCUAGGCCGAUCAGCCAGCCCUUGACCUCAAAUCAUAGGCAGAGGCCGAUCAGCGCUUAGGAGAGUUGCACUUCUGAUUGGGCCUGAGGGCUUGUCAAUCUUCAAGAUUUUCCAAUCAGGGGCCGGGUCCAUCCAGCUUUCUACUCUCCAUUGGCCUGUGUGGGGGAAGGGAGGGGCAAGCCGAAGUUGCGCGAGAGCAGAGCUCGGCGUUGAGUACGCAGGUGCGAAGGAGCUGGCAGAGCCCGGGCCGGGGGCGGGCUUGAAGACUUGUUUGGUUUUGGAGACCGUGACGGAGCUGUCUGGGUUCGACCGCUAGGCGGAAAGCGUUUGCGAAGGGCCAGGCCAAGAAAGAGGCCCGCGAGAUUCCCAAUGGUGUCCAUGACUUUCAAGCGGAGCCGCAGCGACCGGUUCUACAGCACCCGGUGCUGCGGCUGUUGCCAUGUCCGCACCGGGACGAUCAUCCUGGGGACCUGGUACAUGGUGGUGAACCUAUUGAUGGCAAUUUUGCUGACAGUGGAGGUGACUCAUCCAAACUCCAUGCCAGCUGUCAACAUUCAGUAUGAAGUCAUUGGUAAUUACUAUUCAUCUGAGAGAAUGGCUGAUAAUGCCUGUGUUCUUUUUGCCGUCUCUGUUCUUAUGUUUAUAAUCAGUUCAAUGCUGGUAUAUGGAGCAAUUUCUUAUCAAGUGGGUUGGCUGAUUCCAUUCUUCUGUUACCGGCUUUUUGACUUCGUUCUCAGUUGCCUGGUUGCUAUCAGUUCUCUCACUUACUUGCCAAGAAUCAAAGAAUAUCUGGAUCAAUUACCUGAUUUUCCCUACAAAGAUGACCUCCUGGCAUUGGACUCCAGCUGCCUCCUGUUCAUUGUUCUUGUGUUCUUUGCCAUAUUCAUCAUUUUUAAGGCUUAUCUGAUUAACUGUGUUUGGAACUGCUAUAAAUACAUCAACAACAGAAAUGUGCCGGAGAUUGCUGUGUACCCUGCCUUUGAAGCACCUCCUCAGUAUGUUUUGCCAACCUACGAAAUGGCCGUGAAGAUGCCUGAAAAAGAACCACCGCCUCCUUAUCUACCUGCCUGAAGAAAUUCUGCCUUUGACAAUAAAUCCUAUACCAGCUUUUUGUCUUGUUUAUUUUGCGGAAUGCUGCAGUACAGGGCUCUUCAAACUUGUUUGAUAUAAAAUACCUUGUCUUUUGUUUAAGCAUUCAUUUUCAAACACUAAGGAGCUUUUUGGACAUCUAUUAAAUCUUUUUUGUUGUUUUAUAUUUUAUUAGUUUUUGAAGACAAUCUAGGUUAAGUGACAGCGAAGCACCAUUGUUUGCCUUUAAUUGGGGGGUGGGAAGGGAAAAGAGGGUAUUCUCCACAUGUUUUCUUUUUUAACUUUGCACUUUCUUUAUAUAAUAGUUUGCCCUGGAUACUUCCAGGAAGAAUGAAUUAAAUGUUCAGGGUGAGUGAGUUCAUAUAAGAUCUGAAGUUUUCAACUAUGUAAACAGGAAAAAUUUAUGACAUUUUGACUUGACUGUGGACAAUAAUGGUUGCAUGUUUCUAAUGUGUAUGUUUCCAUCUUUGUGGUAAAACGCUUUAAUAAAUCCCUUAAA